Melitaea cinxia (Glanville fritillary) is the source of this 1438-nucleotide messenger RNA. Its product is annotated as zinc finger protein OZF-like. The record is from RefSeq and is a predicted model, not a curated record. The coding region runs from base 1 to 1344 and encodes 447 amino acids. The transcript has 4 exons. NCBI's taxonomy places the organism in Eukaryota, Metazoa, Arthropoda, Insecta, Lepidoptera, Nymphalidae.
AUGACGGAAGCCGCAAUGAAAGCAUUAAACUUAAAACAGCUUUUGGAAGAUUUUGGAGUGAAUAAAAAAGCUGUACCAAACUACAACAAUAAUUUAGCUGCACAGAAUGAAGAACCUCACACCUCCCAAGAAACUAUAGACACUAGUAAUUGGCACAACGUGCCUAUCAAGUAUGAACCCAAUUUUGAGCCAAAAAUCAGCGUAGUCGCGAUUAAGCAGGAGCCUGAAGAUGACGAGGGAACCGAUGACAGCUCCAACUACAUCUUACCAGACGUGAUCCCACCCAAGGCGUCUAACAUAUACAUUAGCGAUGUGUCAGAAGAAAUACUUAGCCUGAAUUCGACCAUCGACGGUAAAUACAUGUGUCCGAUAUGCCACAAGCGUUUCGCGAACAAGGGAAACGUGCAAAGACACGUGCUGUUACACACGCGCGAAAAACUGGAGUGUAAUGUAUGUUUCAGACAAUUCGUCAAACAAGCGCAUUACCAGAAACACCUCCUGACCCAUUCUACAGAAAAGAGGUACAAGUGCGAAGAAUGCGGAAAAAUGUUCAGAACAACAUCAAAUUUAGAGCAGCACAAGAGAAUACAUCUAGCAGUAAAGCCCUACGAGUGUCAAACCUGCCUGAGACAAUUUGCAGUUAAGGCGAAUCUAGUUAAGCACUUAAAAAGCACAAAUAGGUGCAAGGUGCCAAAUCCAGAGCCACUCGUCUGCGAAUUCUGUAAUAAAGUUUUCCAAAAGGAAUUCUUACUUAAAAGUCAUUUGAGAAGGCAUACAACUGAGCGGCCGUACCAGUGUGAACGAUGCCAGAUGAGUUUUAAAUAUAAAUCUACUUUGAUUCGCCACGUCCAACUGCACAACGGCAUCAAACCAUACUCCUGUAAAAUAUGCAAAAAGAGAUUUACCCAUUCGGGUCUAAUAAAGCCCCACAUGAGGAAACACACGGGCGAAAAACCGUAUCCAUGUCCGAUUUGCAAUAAAAACUUUGCCCACAAACACAACAUGCAGAGACACACACUCAGACACUCAAAAGUUAAGCAUUUGGUGUGUGAUAUUUGCAAUAAAACAUUCCCAAAGGAAAGCAGAUUGAAAUAUCACAUGCGGACUCACACUAAAGCCAAACCGUUCGUUUGUCAAGUGUGCGGUAAGACAUUUUCUCACAGACAGAACAUAGUAAGGCAUUACAGUCGGAAACAUCCAAAUGACACGUAUAAUUGUAAAGACACGGAUGCGAGUGUCGCUAAGGAUGUCUGGGAGAAGGUUCUUAAGUCUAAAAAUAUGCAAAUUAAGUCGGAAAUAUCUGAAAUGAAGGAUGUUGCCAGUGAAGUUAAAGUAGAAAAAUAAUUUCGGAUAUGAUUAAUCAUAUCUCAUAAUGUUUUAGUUAAUUUAGUCUGUCGUUGUAAUGAAGUGGUUAAAACUUUAAAAGGCUCUCUUGAAA